Brugia malayi is the source of this 3795-nucleotide messenger RNA. RefSeq names its product KH domain containing protein (gene Bma-vgln-1). Gene Ontology annotation, molecular function: mRNA binding. Gene Ontology annotation, cellular component: cytoplasm; nucleus. Lineage: Eukaryota; Metazoa; Nematoda; Chromadorea; Rhabditida; Onchocercidae. The record is from RefSeq and is a predicted model, not a curated record. The transcript has 21 exons. Bases 1 to 3795 code for a protein of 1264 amino acids.
AUGGAAAAGGUUGUAAAUUAUGAGCAAGAAAAAUCCAUUGAAACAUCUGAUAUAGCGAAUGAAGGAUCACUAAAUCUGGCGCCAGGUGCUGAACGUCAUCACACAGUGUUGCAGAAUGGUAGUACUGCAGGGGCAAGUGGAAUAAAUUAUUCCGAAACGGGUGUCAGUGUUCUUGAUUACAGCACGGAUUUUCCGGAACUACCGGACAAACCAAAUGCAUGUGCUUCACAGUUACUUGGUGGUGUAUGGAAUAAACCUCCCGCUGUUCGUUCUGAGAGAACUACACAGGUUUACCAUCUCUCUGGCGAUGAACGUGCUUCAAGAACUGGUAGUAAAAAUUUCGGCAAUACUAAUGAAGAACAGCAAAAAUGUAACGAAAUAGCUAUAGCCACUGGUACACAGAUUGAAAUUUGUGAAGCUAAAGAUCAUUCUUUAACACUUCUAAUCACUGGGAAGCGUCAACGGGUUGAAGAAGCACGCUCACAUAUUGCACGCAGGCUAAAGACCCAGGCGGCUCGUGAAAUUGCAAUACCGAAAGAACACCAUCGUGUUUUAAUUGGGAGAGAAGGUAUCAAGUUGCGACAACUGGAGCAAGAUACGGAUUGUCGGAUAAUGGUACCAGGCCGUGAUUCACCGAGUGAUAUCAUCAAAAUAAUUGGUCCACGUGACGGUAUCGAAAAAGCAGUGCAUGAAAUUCAACUCGUAAGCGAUAAACAGUCGAAGUUAGCGCAGGAACAUUUAAUGAUACCACGCGUCUAUUAUCCGUUUAUCCGUGGGCCAUUCAAUGAAACGAUUGAUGAAUUAGCUUCUAAAACAGGUGCCAAAAUUAAUAUCCCACCACCAACUGCAUCAAGUGAAGUAAUUGUCAUUACUGGUGAGAAGGAGGGUGUUCAUUGUGCCGCUGCGGCUGUUCGCCAAAUAUAUGAGAACAUGAAAACAAUAGCGAAACCAGUAACAUGUGAGGUAGCACGCGCGCAACAUCGUUAUAUUAUUGGACCGCAGAGACGUGGGCUAGCUGAAAUACUGAAGUUAACAGGUGUAAGUGUCGAAGUGCCUCCAGAAGAGGAAGACUCCGACACUAUAACUUUACGUGGUGAUCCAGCAAAAUUAGGCGAAGCAUUGGCAAUGGUUUAUGCUAAAGCAAGUAGUGUUAUCACGGCAGAGAUCACUUGUGAAUCGUGGAUGCACAAAUUUCUCAUCGGUCCAAAAGGAAUGACUCUAGAGACUUUAGUUCCAAACAAGGAUAAAGUUCAAAUUGGAUUUGAACAGGAUGGUUUAAUUUAUUUGGAAGGUGCACCGGAAGAAGUAAAGAAGGCGCAUAUGUCCUUACUUUGCGAAAUCAAGCGUCUGACCGAAGAAAUGUCUUCAGAAACCAUCAGAGUCAGCCCAUCACUUCAUCGUCAUGUUAUUGGAAGAGGAGGAGCUCUGAUUUCCAAAAUCAAGGAUGAAACUGGGGUCCAGAUAACUAUUCCGAAUGAACAAACAAAUUCGGAUGAAAUUAAAGUCGAAGGUAAUAAGAAAGGUGUGAAGAAAGCAAUCGAAGAAAUAGCCGAAAUCGUCAAGAGAAUCGAGAACGAAAAAACUCGCGACAUACUUAUUGAACAACGUUUUCAUAAACAAUUAAUUGGUGCCAAAGGUGAAACUGUGCAGAAACUUCGUGAACAGUUUCCAUCGGUUAUUUUCUCAUUUCCAGAUCCUGGAAAAAAGUCAGACAUUGUUAACCUGAGGGGUGACAGAGUUGAAGUUGAUAAAGCUUACAAGCAGUUGACUGCGAUGAACAAGGAGCUACUGGAAAGUAAUUUCCAAAUGACAGUUCCUAUUUUCAAAGAAUUUCACAAACAUAUCAUCGGUAAGGGUGGUGCUAACAUUAGGAAAAUCCGUGAAGAAACUCAAACAAGAAUCGACUUGCCCGGUGGUGAAAGCGGCGAAGAUAAAAUUACAGUUACGGGAAAGAAAGCAAAUGUGGAAAAAGCUGUUGAACAAUUAACCAAAAUUCAAAACGAAUUGGCUAAUAUUAUAACAGUGGAAGUAAAUAUUCCUCAAAAAAUUCAUUCUCGUCUUCUUGGUGGAGGUCGUCGACUUAUACUUAACAUACAGGAUGAAUGUGGUGGUGUACAUAUCAAAUUUCCACCAGAAAAGAUUACUUCGGAUAAGGUCAGCAUUCGUGGUCCUAAGGAUGAUGUUGCCUGUGCCGAAAAAAUGCUGAUGGCUUUAGCAAAAGAUCGAGAACUUUCGAGUUUUGAAGAUUCCGUCUCAGCAAAGCCCGAAUUCCAUAGAUUUAUCAUUGGAAGAGGUGGUUCACGAAUCAAAAAGAUCCGUGAAAUGUAUCCAGACGUUCGUAUAUUAUUUCCACGCGAUACUGACACCGAUAAAGAUAUUAUUCAUCUUGUUGGAAAAAGAGAAGAUGUGACAGAAGUGAAGAAACAGCUUGCAGCUAUGAUAACGGAACUGAAUGAAAAUAUUGAAGCCAAAAUGGAGGUUGACCCCAAACAUCAUCGGCAUUUUGUUAUUCGCGGUGCCGCAGUACUACGUGAAAUCCAGGAUCAGAAUGGCGGAGUAAUCAUUUCAUUUCCUCGUGCUGGUACAAAUGAUAGCAGGGUGACACUAAAAGGAAGUAAACAAUGUGUGGAGUGCGCAAAAGCUAGGAUUGAAGAAAUUGUAGAAGACUUGGAGUCACAGAUAUCUUUGAAGGUCGAGAUCCCAGGUGAAUACCAUCGUACACUGCUUUCAAAUCGUGGGCAGAAAAUCCAAGAGCUUCAGUUGAAGUAUAAUGUUCAAAUUAAAUUUCCGGAUCGAAGACUUCGAGAAAACGCCCAAAAUGAAAAUGAAAAAAAUAUGGAUGAUGGACCAUCACUACUUGAUACUAUCACUAUUAGUGGACGCGAUACACGCUGUAAAGAAGCCGCUGAAGCGCUUAAAGCUUUAAUACCUGUCACCAAAACAGUGAACGUUGCAUUCGAACAUCAUCGUUUUCUCAUCGGUAGAAGUGGUGAAACAAUACGUUCUUUAAUGCAAGCACAUGAUGUCAAUAUUUCUAUACCACCAGAAGAUACACAUUUAGAUGAAAUAGUGGUAACUGGAACAGCCGACAAUGUCGAAUCUGCCGUGGCUGAUAUUUUGAAGCGUGUUGGUGAAUUUGAAGAAGCAGCGGAAAUUCGGCGUUUGCGCUCCUUCAAGCUUACAUUUGAUGUCCCGUCAGAGUACCAUGUUCGUCUUAUUGGUCCACGUGGCAAAGUUGUAAACGAAUUGCGUGCUAAACAUGAUGUUUUAAUUGCUUUUCCUCGAUCCGGCAACGAUCCACCGGACACAAUUACUCUUACUGGCUAUGAGGCAAACUGUAAUGCAUGUAAAGAAGAGAUGGAAGCGAUGAUUGGUGAAGUACAAUCUCUUUUUACUCAAGAAAUUUUUCUUGAUGCCACUUUCCAUCCUCGUUUAAUAGGCCAGAAAGGUCGUAAUCUGAAAAAGGUGAUGGAUGAGUUUAAAGUGGAAAUUCGUUUGCCAAGGAGCACCGAUCCAGAUCCGAAUUUGGUUGUGAUUGCAGGCAAAGAUGAAGAUGCGGUAUACGAUUGUAUUGAGCAACUGCGUCGAGAAGAAGAAGAAUUUUUGCAGGAACGUCGCCAGUAUAUGCCUCCACGUGUCAUGGAGCAACCACCACCGCCGCCUCGUGUUGAGGUGGAAAUUAAAGGAGCACCAUGGCAGCUAGAUAUGCAAUCCGAAGAACAGUUUCCAACAAUGGGUACUACGCAAGCGACAGCUGCAGCUGCUGGUGUUUGGAGCGGAAUACGCCGCUUUUAA